This is a messenger RNA of Penaeus indicus, 6915 nucleotides long. Its product is annotated as WD repeat-containing protein 3-like. The record is from RefSeq and is a predicted model, not a curated record. Gene Ontology annotation, cellular component: Pwp2p-containing subcomplex of 90S preribosome; small-subunit processome. Lineage: Eukaryota; Metazoa; Arthropoda; Malacostraca; Decapoda; Penaeidae. Gene Ontology annotation, biological process: maturation of SSU-rRNA. The coding region runs from base 165 to 3026 and encodes 953 amino acids. Gene Ontology annotation, molecular function: protein binding; snoRNA binding. The transcript is spliced from 19 exons.
GUAAACAGUAAACACAUGUUCCCGUCGCCGCUCUCGGGACACGUUCGGGGAGGAAGCCAAUAAAACAUCAACAUUCUGAACGAAAGAAGAAACAAGGACGUUUGUAGAUAUGUGCAUUCGAAAAAUUCAUAGUUGAAUAUUGUUGCAACCAAGAUUAAUAUACAAUGGGUCUGACAACACAGUAUCUUCGUUAUGUUCCUGGGUCUGCAUUUGGCCUGGUUGGAACAGAACGCUGUGUGCGCUUUGUCACCAAGUACAGUCAGACAGGCAGAUAUGUUGCUGCACCUGCUUGUGAAUACGUGCUUAUUUGGGAUUGUAAAAGAUCAUCCAAGGUCCUGACGCUGAGUGCAGAUAUUGAAGGGCAAGUUACGUCACUGGAGGCACGCCCCCCAGCAACUGGCUCUCUUGACAACACGCAUCUUGCAGUUGGAUACUCAGAUGGAUCUGUUGUCUUAUUUGAUAUCAGGACCGGAACAUCUCUCAAGUUUGCUGGCCACAGAGGAGCUGUUACAACACUAGCCUGGGAUGAUCAAGGCAUGCGAGUUGCAUCAGGAAGCCAAGAUGGAGAGAUUGUUGUCUGGGAUGUUGUAUCAGAGAGGGGAAUCGUACGACUGAAAGGGCACCAGGGCAGGAUCACUCGGCUACGGUUCCUCAAGGACCGCAGCAUAGUUGUGUCUUCCUGCAGGGAUUCCUUCAUCAAAUUCUGGGACCUAGACACCAACCAUUGUUUUAGGACACUGACUGGACACCGUGCAGAGGUUUGGGAUUUUGUGUUACUAAAAGAUGAUACAAGAUUGAUAUCUGGAAGUAGCGAUGCAGAGCUCCGAGUCUGGUCUCUGAGGUUUAAGGAAUCUGAAGAAAUGGCAGAUGAUGACAGCAAAGGGAAAACUCUUGAGCCUCCUUCAAAAAUGUUCCGUAUUGACACAGAGGGGGAAACUCAAGGACAGGAGGAUGACACUGAAGAAGAUGAUGCUAGUAAUUUAGAGAUCACAAGACUAGGCAGCAUACUGCGGUCCAGAGGAGACCGUGUGUGUGGACUGCAGACUGAUGGCCGUAUUGUGGCUUGCUAUGGCAAAUCUGCGGUUGUGGACCUAUUCCAUGUUCUGUCAGAGGAGGAGGUCAGUGCCAAGGUGGCAAGCAGGCUCAAGAAGGCUAGGAAGAGAGCAAGAGAAGCUGGAACUGCCAUGACAGAAAAUGAAGCACCGCAGCUAGGGGAUGAGAUCGGGAAGUUGCCUGCCGUGAAAGCACAGAACAAAUUGUAUGGUGUUGACGUUUCCUCAGACAGAUACGGAGGUGUGAAGGUUCUGGCCCUUCACCUCGAUAACAGUUUGGCAAUAUUUGGCACUUCAGUUGAUGCUAAGGCAGAUAAGAAUAAGGCAGAUGAGAAGAAAGACCAGGAAGUGAUUAGUCAGCUGCAUCUUCCAGGCCACAGAAGCGAAAUACGUGCUGUGGCCUUCAAUUCAAUCAGCGAUCAGAUUGUCACAGCCAGCGGUGAAUCUUUAAAAGUGUGGCAUAGGUCUGAGAAGCAGGCUAUAGCCACAAUACCAUGUGACUAUGCGCUCUCAGUGAUUGUUGUCCCUGGUGACCGCCAUGCUCUCAUUGGAACACGAUCCGGUCGCCUGCAGCUGUUUGAUCUGGGGUCAGCUAAAAUUCUUGAAGAUAUUGUUGCUCAUGAGCCAGCAGAGAAUGAGACCGACACAGGAGUUUGGGCUCUGGCCCUUACUCAUGAUGGGAGAGGAUUUUUAUCCGGUGGCAGUGACAAAAUGGUCAAAUUCUGGAAAUUUGAAUUAGUGAAAGAUGAAAGUGAAUCACAAGCAAGGAGGCUGAGCUUCAUUCAAGACAAACGGGCUCUCAAAGUUGCAGAUCAAGUUACUUCAGUGCGGUGUGCCAGUGAUGGUUUUUACAUUGCAGUUGCAACACUUGACAACAAAGAAACACUUUAUUAUAGUGAUACUUUGAAGUUGUACCAUGAACUGUAUGGCAAGUCCCUCCCUUCAACUUGCAUGGACUUUUCCACAGAUGCAACGUUGAUAGUAACAGGCAGUAAAGAUUCAAGCGUUCGUAUUUAUGGAACAGAUUUUGGAGACAUGAGGAAACUACUGAAGAAUGCCCACCAGGGAGGUGUGACGGACCUCCAGUUCAUAUCAAACACACACAUGUUCUUCUCAUGUGGCCACGAUGGCACACUAAAGCAGUGGGACGCGGAUAAUUUUCAGAGGAUCAUCACACUGCAAGGACAUGUUGGGAUCAUUCGCUGCCUGGCAGUGUGCCCUAAGGGGGCCUGGGUGGCCACCUGUGGCCAGGACCGCUCCAUUCGCCUGUGGCAGCGCACGCAGGAACCAUUAGUACUUGAAGAUGAGCGUGAAGAAGAACGCCUGAAGGAGGAGGAAGAGAGUGGGAUGUUGGCAUCCCAGAGACCUGCUGUUCCUGGAGAAGAUGGAGCCCAAGCAGUCCGUCCUUCUACCACCACACAGGAGACCGAGAGAGCAGUUGAUUCCAUUAGAGAAGCAUUGGAGAUCUAUAGAGAGCAGGUGGAAGCAGGUCCCUCUGCCACGCCCCACCAACUCAUGGCAUACGUUUACAAUACUGCUGACCCUCUUAGAUUUGUCUUGGAAGUCCUCAGAAAAAUUAAAUCAAGCGAGCUGGAAGAGGCUGUUAUCAUGCUACCAUUAGACAACAUUCUGGAGUUGAUGGUGGUUAUCAAGGGCCUUUUGGAGAACAACUGGGAUAUUGAAUUAGCCAGCAGGAUCCUGGUGUUGGCUGUGAGGAUCAACCUACCUCAGCUCCUCUCCUCACCUAAGGCAGCUCCAAUGGUGAGGUCUUUAGCUCAGCUUCUACCCCAGAGGAUCAAGGAAUUUAAGGAUAUGAUUGGCUUUAAUGCUGCCGGGUUACGUCACAUGAAAGAUCGCAUUGAGGAACGCUCCGAGACACAAAUGUUUGCAGAGGCAUUAGAAAAUGUACAGACAUCCAGGAAGAAGAGAAAGAAGAAGGAUCGGGCAGUCAAAAGGGCUCUUCUUACUAUUUAAAUGUAUGCAAAUUUUCCAAUGCAAGAAUGAGUUGUUAGAACAUUGAGUAAAAAGGUUAAUAAAUACAUAAAAUGAAAAGUUGCGUUUUGUGUAAAUACCACAAAAUAGUAUACAUUUUGUGUUAUUCUGUUAUGAUCAAAUUCUGAAAGAGGUUAUCAUUUGAGUACAAUUUUCAGGUGUAUGCCCAACUUUGUCAACUUCAUAAAUGGAUUUAUAUAAUGGUUAAGAUAAAUAAAUGUGAUAGACAUCAAAGAUCAUACAGCACUGUCUGUUUAAUCAAUACUUUGUUUAAUCAUUGUGUCUGUAUUAAAGUAUGUUAGAUGUCGAAAGUUGUACAGUGCUACAGGUUAGUAUAGUAAUGAAAGUAAAAUAAAAGUGGGGGGCAAAUGGUAAGGCAGGGAUUCAUAAAGGGGGGGGGGGGGGUAUGUGUGAUUAGAUUGAUUGGAGGCCAGGCUGAUGAGAAUGUCAUAAGAAUUUCUGCUGAAGGCUGAGGUGACAAGAAUGACUUACCACAAAUGGAAUGUUAAAAGACUCGGUGGGCAUCUUGGAAGGGGCUCUAGGUUUAUUUCGAUCUGUGAAUGAGUGUGGAAUGUACCAUCCAUAAGCCAUGGCUUGAAGAGCGUUGGCAUUUGGGAGGACAUUGUUUCCAUGCUCAGGAUCUUAUUCCUGCCUACCAUGACAAGAAAAUUCAUUAUAAAAAUAUGAAAAAAAUGUACACAAAUAUUGUUAUUGGUCUUGCACAGACUUAGACUACUUACAGAGAUGAUAUGGAGUCUGUGCAAGGAAGUGUAUAAUACCUGCUUGACACAGCAUAUCAAAUGACAAAAACAGACCUUGGGUAAAGAAAGAAAGAGUGAAAAAAAAAAAUCACAAACCCAGGAGUCACCACCACUCAAGCAAGCCUAAUACCCAGAUUUUGAGCUACAUGAAAGCAGUGUGCCAGCUGGAUGCAGGGGUUAAAAGGAUUGUAAAGUUAGAAGUUGUAGAAGGAUGAGAACAUGAGGAAGGGGGGUGGGGGGUGAGAGGAGGAGAACAGAAAGGAUGAAGAGUGGUAAUAGGGGAAGAGGGUGCACAAAAUGAAGAAAAAGUGUAGGUGGAGGAGAUGGAUUGGUGGAUAAUGUAAGAGAAGGGACAUAUUCUGAAGGUCGAGUAAAGACUUGGAUGAUUUGGAAUGGAUCAAGUUGACUAUAAGCAUCGAGAAGUUGGAGCCAUGAUAAAAUAUUGUGGCAAAAAAGGCAAAAAUGAGUAAACAAUUAGGAUAAGUGGACAGAACAAAGGGAUGAAGAAAAAGAAAAGGAGAGAAGAAAAUACCAUGCAAAUGAGCUGAGGCAAGGGCUAAGGACAAGAUAGGGGAGAUCCCCCUACCUUGGGCCUCAGGCUCCAUCUCCUAAGCCUCCCCCCCCACAACAACAAUAGGCAAGGGAAUGGGGGGGGGGGGGCUGAAAAGCUCUAAAAUCUAAGAAUCUGGCAAAAAAAAAAGUCUUAUGCCUUGUCUCCUGAUAGAGAUAACAGUUGUACCUAAUAUAUUUAUUGGAUACUGAGGCUUCCUGUAUAACCAAAUUUAGAAUUUUGUUUUCUUCAGCUGAAUAUUCAGUACUUUACAAUUGAUAGUUUUAUAGAUCUGAAAAAAGGCUAUUCAAAUAUAUCACUCCAAUAUGCAUUCUGUUUAACUUGUGUAACUCAAUUUCCUUUGUUCUAUAUAUAUAAAAGAAAAAAACAUAUUUAUAAAACAAAGCUUGACUUGCAACAUACAGUUGUGCACCACUUAAACAUUUUCUGGCUCCUAAAAUGUCUGCAGCAUAACUUGUAUGCCAAAGUGAACAGAAAUAAAUCUAAAUUUACUUCUGUUUCAUAUAACAAAAGAGAAUAGUUCUAUGGAGUAGCUUCCAAACUGCAAUUCUAAAUAAGGAAAUGCUAAGACUUGGGUGAUCACAUACUUCAUGUGUAGCAGCAGCAGCAGCAAAAACAACAAAUGAUGAUAAUAAAACUAAAAAUAAUAAUUGAUAAUAAUAUUAGUAAUUAAUUAUAAAUUAUUAUUAUAAAACACUGACUGAAAUUAAGUGAAAAACAAAUAUUUUAAUUUCAUUUUUCAGUAUUGAGAAGUUAAGAGCCUUUUCUUCAUCUUCCUUAAUCUUAUGAAAUACAGACGCUGCAAAUCUUAAACAAUUAACUUGUAGAAGGUAAAUAAAAGGCAAAGUUCAAUUUGUCUGAAUUCACUUAGUGCAUAACUGUAGAACAUAAUAAAUAGAAAUUGUUAGCAGAUCACAUAGAUAAUAUUCAACUUAUAAUUAUUAUUUAGGUGGGGAGGGAUGAGAAAUAGACAAAAAGCUUCAUAUUAAUUUUUUCUAAGUUAUACUAUAUCUAUGUGUCCUGUUAACUAAGUUUGGACUUGUAAUAUUCAACUCAUUACAUUAUUCUUUUUCUUUUUUUUUUUAACUUUAACAUGAACUGGAGAUUGUACACAUAGGGCUUGAUGCAAAUACCACAUUGUGUAAGUUACAGCCAUAGUCACAUGUAGGGACUGAGUGCUGCAAUUUAUUCAAGAAAAAUACAUGCAUACAGUGCACAAAAUACAUGCUAAUACAUAUUCUUGAGUAUUUUGCAGAAGUCAGUCCCUGAACAAGUAAUUCACGGUGGAAACAACACUGAUGUAGUAGAAGACCUGUCUUUGUCAUGAAAAAAAUAUUAAUAAAUAAAAAAUAUAUAAAAAAAAGGUUGUAUGUGCCCUUAUGAAAUCCAGAUUCUGAUGGUUACUAACAGUAAGUUGUAUCUUCUCAAAUAGCACUUGCAAUACAUUAUAAAGAGAUUUUCACAAAAAUGGCAAUUCUCUUAUAUCAGGGACAUACUGAACUCAUUAAAAAUUACAACAUGCUUGAAUGAGCUCCAUGCAUUCCAUGAUACUGAGAAAUUUUUCUUACACAAUAAUGACAAUAGACAAGAACUAUUUGAGCUGCACAAUCUCUUAAAAACUGGAUUGAAAAGACCAGUUACUCAAAACAUGUGUAACACCCAAACAGAGGUGACACUAUCCUUGGGAGUUCUGUCUUUAGAACUUACCAGUUGUUUGGAGUGAUACAGUUUCUGAAAAUACCAACAGCACCAUGUGGUCGCCAUCAGAUCACCUACAGUCAAUCCAUCCCAAGACAUUUUAAGCACUCACUCAUUCCUUUUCAAGAACUUGUCCUUACUUGUAAAUUAUGAUGCAAAGAAUAAUCCUUGACGUCCAGCAUACCAAGAACCUUCAUUCCUCAUGAAGCAUUUCUAAACUGCAUAGCUCAUUGAAUCCACAUGAUGAGCUAUCAUUUGGCAUUUCUACAUCCACUGUACAAGGUGACACCCUUUCAAACUUCAAAAUUCAUCAAACCAACUUUUCCUUGACCAAGUACAAAAUACUACACUACAUUAAACCAAUCUUGCCAGCAUAUUAAUAUGACAGAUGGAAUUAGCUUUUCUUUUGGUCACACAAAACUGGAACACAAUUCUCUCAAACACAACUCAUUCCUUCUACUUGUUAAACUGGUAUCUCUGCUCAGAAAGCAAUGCAACGACCCAACUUGGUAGAGACCACAUAGGCUGCUGGUGAACAAAAACCAACAGCACACAGACAGAUGACAUGUACACAGCUCCAAAUUUGCUUGUUCUAACUGAAUACAAGAGAGCGGUGAUUCCUGUGUUCAGUUACUGCAAAUUUGGAUUGGAAUUAUUAUUAUUAACUUAUUUUUUUUCAAGAUAAGACUGUGACUUUGUUCAUCUUCCUGAGUGCUAUCUCAUGCGUACAAUGGGCUUCUGUCCCUAGCCCACACCACGUUAACAUCAGCUUCGGAGUAACAAAAAAGUUCAACCUCACUGACUAUCAUUGUGUGGGCUUUAGCCAUCCUUGGGUUCUUUU